Messenger RNA from Amyelois transitella, 2382 nucleotides. Its product is annotated as intraflagellar transport protein 81 homolog. The record is from RefSeq and is a predicted model, not a curated record. Gene Ontology annotation, molecular function: tubulin binding. Lineage: Eukaryota; Metazoa; Arthropoda; Insecta; Lepidoptera; Pyralidae. The coding region runs from base 67 to 2037 and encodes 656 amino acids. The transcript has 11 exons. Gene Ontology annotation, cellular component: centrosome; cilium; intraciliary transport particle B. Gene Ontology annotation, biological process: cilium assembly; intraciliary transport.
CAAUUAUCUAAUUAUUUGAAACAUUUCAUUGGAGCCUACAAUUUUAUUUCAAUAAAACUUGAAGAAAUGACUGAGCAAAUAAAGUUCUUAGUUAAAGAAGUGAAUGCAAGUCUUGGCAGGAACUACGAUCUUAUAAAGUUUGACGCCUUGAAUGAGAAGCAACUACUGCAACUUUUGGUCGACUUACUCUUCUACUUCAACGCCGGAGAAAAGUUGGAUGUGGAUGAAGAUGAGCCGGAAACGGUAUCGAUGCGUCUAUUGGAAAUGCUGGGCAGUGUUAAGUACCGGCCGCCAUCCACCGUGGAGCCGACCAGGUUUCGCAGUCAGCUCCUAGCUGGGGACCCUCGGACUGUACAUCACGUGCUGCACUGGCUGCUCACAAAUAAGGAACAAGUGAAAAACACCGCUUACCUGGCUAAAUAUCUAAAACUCCCAGAUAUUCCUACUGACGUCGCACAAAACAACAACAUCCAAGAUAUGCUUGAUCUCUACCAGAAUCUAAUGGACGAGUUCAAAGACGUGCACAAGCGAACUAGGAUGUUGCAGAAGGAAAGCGCCACGGAAAUUAUUAAUGAUAUAAAGGAAAUGGCAGUUGAGAGAGACAUCGUGAUAAAGCGCUUAGAAAAUGUGCAAAUAAACCUUGUCGACGUAGCUAACAAGGAAGAGUUGUUGAAUGUCAGUAAGGCGCUUAGAGUUCAACAAGAAAAAGCCAAGGAAUUGGAAAGUCAGUACGAUACACAACAGUCCCAAUUGAAAAUGGCAUCUGAACAGUUAAAAAGAUAUCUGAAUGUGAUGCACGGGCAAAGUGCUACUCCGAAGACUGCCAGUGAGGUCUUGAAGCAUUUGCAAGAAGAAAUUCAGUUAAAUAACUAUUUAGUCAAGGAAAAACUACCACAAGAGACGGCUCACCUGCAAAAAGAACUGAACAUAAUGCAAAAUAUUGCUACUGAGCAGCAUCCCACUAGGUCAGAUUUGGUUUUGGUACAAGAUAAGAUAGCAAUAGUCAAUGGGGAGUUGGAGCAGUUGGUGCAACGUCGGCUAGCAUCAGCUGGGCCCCAGGAGGACAAGCUGGCUCCGUUCAGACAACAGGCGGCCGUCAUCAGGCGCAACAAGGAGGCGAGCGCGGCGCGCGUGCACGAGCUGACGGCUACGCUGAAGGAACAUGAGGCAGCCCUGGCCGAUGUGCAGUCACAGGUGAAGCAGCUCCUUGGGGACACGGUGCUGCGAGGCGAGGAACUGAAGAAGUAUGUAAAUUCAUUACGUACCAAGAGCACGGUGUACAAGCGACAACGAGCGAACCUUGCCACGUUCAAGGUGGAGGCAGGUAUUCUGGCAAGGACUCUACAUAUAUUAAGCACAAACGAUCCUACAGUGGAAUUGGCUUUGGUAAAUCAUAAGAAACUCAAAAUAGAAGACGAUGAAUCCACGGAAAAAGACAAACAAACUGACUUAACGAAAAAAUCUUUGCAUGAUUUAUCACAGUUGGUAGCGCAAACUGCACAGAAGUUAUCCCAAGUGCGACAAGAAAUACAACCUUUAGCAGAUAAAAUUAAACCCAUCAAGGAGGAAUUCCAAACUGUUCAACAGCAAUACGAACAGAAGAAAAGAAUUUACGAAGCCACAUCGAUAAAUAUAACAUCGCAAAUGGAACCCCUCAAAAAUCAAGUGAAAGAUCUGACUGACCAGUUGAAUAGCAAGGAGGAUGAAUGGAAAAAUUUACGCCAGAAAAUAACAAAAGCCGAAAGUUUGCAGGAAGUCGUCAUGUUUGAAAUGAAGAAUUCCAUGCAAUCGCCAAGGAAACCAUCUAAAAUGGAGGCACUGAAGAAAAAAGUUAUUGAAAUGGAACAAGCAGUGAAGAAUUUGGAGGAGGAACAACGCGCCAUUAGUUCUCGUCAGGGCGAGGUGGAGCAGCAGACCCGUCUGUGGGAGAACACACUGAAGCUGCUGCAGUGUAAGAUGCGCGCGCGCAACGAGCCCGCCGCCAGGACAGGACGGAUGCACAUCACGCAACAUUCGCAGAUGCUCACGCUCACAUGAACAUCAUACUUUAUAAUAUAAUUCAAGUACUAAUCCAUGCCUACUAAUUUUAUUAAUGUUAAAGUUGUUUGUUAUAUCUUCACAGUUAAACCAGUGUUGAUGCUUUUUUGCUUAUUAAGCUUAGAAAGCUCUUGAGUAUGUUUGUUACUCUUGCACGUAAAACUACUGAAGAGAUUUAAACUUCACAGUAGGUUAUAUGUUUUUUUAAACCUCAGAAUAAGCGGCAAUUUUAACACGAAGCCACGAGUGGAAGCUAGUUUGUGAAAUAAGUCCCAGGUAUUUAUGUACUUAUUGAUUGUUGGUACUAAUCUUUAAAAAUUCUUUUACAUCAUAUUUGUAUUAAUA